AUGGAAAAACUUAGAUGUCUUUUGUUUUGUGUGGUAGUAAGUUUGUGUUCAUGUGAUGCUUAUAAAAUUUUGGCCGUGUUUCCUACGCCCAGUCCCAGUCAUGGCAUUCUUGGAGACAAUAUGGUCAAACAUCUUCUCAAUGCUGGCCACGAAGUAACUUAUGUAACGCCUUACAUUCAAAAACAAAAGAAUCAGACCAACCUAUAUUUAGUGGACGUUAAUGACAUCGAAACAUUUUUCAAAGCCGCAGAAGAUAUGCUGGAUUUCAAGCAGAUUCUUGCCGGAACAGUAGAUCUGCAUGAUAUUAAAUUCAUGUUUCAACUUCUAUCGACAAUUGCUGACAUGACACUGGGCAAUCCAAAUGUGCAGAAAAUUAUGAGAGACCCACAGGAGAAGUUUGACGUCAUUAUUGUUGAAUACAUGUUCCAUGAUUUGUUUUCCACGUUUUCAGCAGUAUUCCAGUGCCCUUACAUCUGGUUCUCCACCAUAGAACCAAAUUGGAUAAUUAUGAACCUAGUCAGCGGUCCUAUGAAUCCAGCCUAUAAUAGCGACUACCUUCAAGCUCAAGUUCCUCCAUUCACCUUUAUGGGAAGAGUUCAAGAGCUGUGGACCCAAAUUAAAGGAUUAUAUUAUCAUAAAUUUGACUUCCAUGAUGUAGAAGAAGCUAUAUACCAAAAGCAAAUAGUCCCUAUCCUAAAGGAGCAAGGUAAACCUGUACCUGAUUAUAAUGUGCUGAAGUAUAAUGCAUCUUUACUGCUGGGCAACUCUCAAGUGGCGAUGGGUAACGCAGUGCCACUGCCACCAAGCUACAAACACAUUGGCGGGUACCACAUUGAUGAAGAAGUCAAGCCAUUACCAGAGGACUUGAAAAAAAUUCUGGACAAUGCCAAGAACGGUGUGAUUUACUUCAGCAUGGGAUCCAAUUUGAAGAGCAAGGAGUUACCAGACGAACUGAAGAACGGUUUGUUGGAGGUGUUUGGAGGACUGAAGCAAACUGUUUUGUGGAAGUUUGAGGAGAAUCUACCGAAUCAGCCUAAAAAUGUCCAUAUCGUACAGUGGGCACCACAGCAGAGCAUAUUGGCCCAUCCAAAUUUGAAGCUGUUUGUUACUCACGGUGGUCUCCUAUCACUUACCGAAGCGGUCCACUUCGGAGUUCCAGUUAUUGCCAUUCCAGUCUUCGCAGACCAGUUCCUAAAUGCAAACCAAGCACGGAACAAGGGAUUUGGAGAAAGAGUUGACCUUUCUUACCAUUUGCAUAAGGACCUAAAGGUCACUCUGGAUAAAGUUCUUGGUGAUCUUCCCAAAUACACUGCCAAAGCAAAGGAGGUAUCUAUAGCAUACCAUGACAGUCCGAUGAAGCCGAGCGAAGCGUUGAACUUCUGGGUGGAGCACGUGGUGCGCACGCGCGGCGCUCCACACUUGCGCUCAGUGGCGCUUCAAGUGCCGCUGUACCAACAGGCGUACCUAGAUCUGUUAGCUGUGCUACUGGCAACUAUUGUUGUUAUAAUACUAGUAGUUAGGAGGAUUUUAAGUUUACUGACGUCGAAUAGUCCGAAACUUAAGAAGAAUUAA
Molecule: messenger RNA, 1572 nt
Organism: Spodoptera littoralis (African cotton leafworm)
Lineage: Eukaryota; Metazoa; Arthropoda; Insecta; Lepidoptera; Noctuidae
Source: the annotation of a GenBank genome assembly